Dermatophagoides pteronyssinus (European house dust mite) is the source of this 1418-nucleotide messenger RNA. RefSeq lists its product as uncharacterized. Lineage: Eukaryota; Metazoa; Arthropoda; Arachnida; Sarcoptiformes; Pyroglyphidae. The record is from RefSeq and is a predicted model, not a curated record.
AUUCCAAUUGCUUGUUUAGAAACAAAAAAAAAUUUACAAUUAUGAAAUCACGUUUUUGUGAAGAAUUUGAAUAUCAAAAACAAUAUUAUUUUGAUCAAACAUUUCCAAUUGAACAAAUUAAAAAUAAUAUUGUAUUUUCGGUUGAAGUUUGGCCACCAUUUAUAAAUCUAUUUAAUUUGAAAAAAAAUUCAUCAACAAUUAUAUGUGGUCCAUUAUUGGGCUAUCUAAUUGAAUUGUCUUAUAAAUUGAAAAGCAAUUUAACAUAUAUACCUGAUUUAGAGAAUAAUACAUUACCUUUUGCUGGUUUCGAUGAAUAUGGUAUCAAUCUUAUUCUUACACCAUUUACACCAAUGAAUAAAUUUGAUGAAUUUGUUCAGGAACAUAUACAUCUAAGUCGAAUAGUCAAUGAUGUACCUAUGUUAAGCAUACUAUCAGGAAAGAAAAAAUUGAAAAUAAAUUGGUCUGUGUUCAAUUCGUUUAACGUUUCAUUCGUUCAUCUUAAUAUUAUAUUUUUUCUAUUCAUCGGUUAUUGUAUGUUGAUUUCAAAUUGGAUGAUUAUUGGUUCAUGGAAAUUAAAAAUCAUUUAUGAUAUGAUACGUUGUUUGCUUACUCAACCAAUACAACGAUUACAUCAUGAAAAAAUAAUCCGUUAUUUUAUGCUGAAUCUAUUAUGGUUAUCAUUUUUUCUGAAACUUUUUUUAUCAUAUACAUUAUUGGCACUUAAUCAAUUUGGCCAAGCUCAUGAUAAAAUUGAUUCAUUGAAUGAUCUAGUUCGUCAUCGAAAUAUGGAAAUUUUUCUUUUCGAAGGUGAACCAUCUCAAACUAUAUUGACAGAUUCGGAUCAUCCACUCUAUGCUGAUUUGAAAGAUCGUCUUUUAAUUCAAGGUUUGAUCAUUAAUCUUCAUUUUUUUUUGGAAUUGAUAAUAGAAUUAUUAGUUUAUCUUUAUUUUUAAUCAACAGAUCCACCAAAUGAAAGUAUUGAAGAAUGGGAAAUUCAAAUUGCAAAUGAAAUAAAUGAACGAAAAAUAGCAAUGAUAAGUGAUCAAUAUUAUCUUGAUCAUUUAUACAACACGUUUAUCAAUGAAUUUCCGAACCUAUAUCGAUCAAAACAAAAUACUGUUAUACAGCCAUAUUAUCUUCCAUUAAGUAAUAAUAAUUCAAAUAAGAUGGAUGAAUCAUUCAAUGAAAUGAUAAGAAUAUUAUCGGAAAAUGGCUUGUACAAUUAUUGGGUGUUGGAAACAUUCUAUCAUGCUGAAAUGGAAACACAAAAGAAAAUGAAAAAAUUCAAACGAAAUGAUGAUGAACGUUCAUCACAUAAACAUUCGAUGGAUGAUUUUCAAACAAAAUCAUUGUCCAUCAAUGAUAUACAGAGACAUGUAAUAAUUGAAAGAAUUAGAGAAUAUAAAAAGUUAGAAUAA